AUGACCAAGGUGUUCACAGCUGCCGAGGUUUCCUCGCACAACAAGCCUGACAGCUUGUACAUCACCAUUGACGGCGAUGUCUAUGAUUUAACCAAGUUCCAAGAUGACCACCCUGGUGGUAAGAAGAUUCUGCAGCGUGUUGCCGGCAAGGACGCCUCCAAGCAGUUCUGGAAAUACCACAACGAGGGCAUCUUGAAGAAGUACAAGGCCAAGCUCCAGGUCGGCUCCCUCGAUACCAAGCCCAAGGAGGAGCCCAAGCCCGAGCCCGCUCCCGCCCCUGCUCCCAAGGCGGUUGUCAAGGCUUCAAGUAGCAGCCACAGCCAGGAAGACUCAGAGCCUCUCGAGGCUUUCGGCGACCAGAUUCCCUUCGCCGACCCCAGCUGGUACCAAAACUACCACUCUCCCUACUUCAAUGAAACCCACGCGGCUCUGCGCGCCGAACUGCGCCAAUGGAUUGAGACCGAUAUUGAGCCUCAUGUGACCGAGUGGGAUGAGGCGAAGCGUGUUCCCGAGGAGAUUUACAAGGAGAUGGGUCGCCGAGGUUACCUGGCUGGUCUGCUGGGCAUCAAGUACCCGACCGACUUCGUGCCGGCAGGCGUAAAGUCCGUCCCUCCUGAGAAGUGGGAUCUGUUCCACGAGAUGAUCGUGACCGAUGAGCUGUCGCGCACCGGCUCUGGCGGCUUUGUCUGGAACCUGAUUGGAGGUUUCGGCAUCGGUGGCCCACCACUGUUCAAGUUCGGCUCCAAGGCUCUCAAGGAGCGCCUCGGCCCCGGCAUCUUGAGCGGUGACAAGCGCAUCUGCUUGGCCAUUACUGAGCCCGAUGCUGGCUCUGACGUUGCCAACCUCACUUGCGAGGCCAAGCUGAGCGAGGAUGGCAAGCACUUCAUCGUCAACGGCGAGAAGAAGUGGAUCACCAAUGGUAUUUGGUCCGACUACUUCACCACCGCCGUGCGAACCGGCGGCCCGGGCAUGAACGGCGUUUCUCUGCUGCUCAUUGAGCGUGGCCCUGGUGUCACCACUCGCCGUAUGGACUGCCAGGGUGUCUGGUCUUCCGGCACCACAUACAUCACCUUUGAGGAUGUCAAGGUCCCUGUUGAGAACCUGCUCGGCAAGCAGAACCAGGGCUUCCGAGUCAUCAUGACCAACUUCAACCACGAGCGCAUGGGUAUUAUCAUCCAGUCUCUACGAUUCGCCCGUGUGUGCUACGAAGAGUCCGUCAAGUACGCCAACAAGCGUCGCACUUUUGGCAAGAAGCUCAUCGAGCAUCCUGUCAUCCGCAUGAAGCUGGCGCACAUGGCUCGCCAGAUUGAGGCCUCAUACAACUGGCUCGAGAACCUCAUCUACCAGUGCGAAAAGAUGGGCGAGACCGAGGCCAUGCUCCGCCUCGGUGGCCCUAUUGCCGGCCUCAAGGCUCAGGCUACUGUUACCUUUGAGUUCUGUGCUCGUGAGGCCAGUCAGAUCUUUGGCGGCCUGUCCUACUCCCGCGGUGGCCAGGGUGCCAAGGUCGAGCGUCUGUACCGUGACGUCCGUGCCUAUGCUAUCCCCGGUGGCUCUGAAGAAAUCAUGCUGGAUCUCAGCAUGAGACAAUCUUUGAGAGUGGCCAAGGCCAUGGGCAUGAAGCUGUAA
Trichoderma asperellum CBS 433.97 is the source of this 1626-nucleotide messenger RNA. RefSeq lists its product as uncharacterized. Gene Ontology annotation, biological process: fatty acid beta-oxidation using acyl-CoA dehydrogenase. Gene Ontology annotation, molecular function: flavin adenine dinucleotide binding; acyl-CoA dehydrogenase activity. Lineage: Eukaryota; Fungi; Ascomycota; Sordariomycetes; Hypocreales; Hypocreaceae. The record is from RefSeq and is a predicted model, not a curated record. Gene Ontology annotation, cellular component: cytoplasm.